AUGUGGGAGGUGAGACUUGGACUCACCAGUCUAAGCAUUAUUGAGCCUAGCCGCGUGACCACCGUCACCAGGUCGGCGACGGUGCACUCCGAAUACAACCCCAACAACCUCUACAACGACAUCGCCGUCGUCUUCCUGGGUACCAACGUCCCAAUGAACAAUUACAUCGGACUGGUGAACCUGCCUUCUCGCUCACAGGCGAGCAACAGCUUCGAGGGCCAGACCGCUACGGUCAGCGGCUGGGGCCUCAAUACCGACACUGGACACCCAAAGGUUGAAAAGGCUGCUGGCCGCAUUGUAAAUGGCGCCCCAGCCUCACUCGGCCAGUUCCCACACCAGGCGUCCUUGAUCAUUGACUACGGCGCCAUGUGUGGUGGGUCGCUGAUCUCCGCCUCUGUCGUCCUAACAGCGGGGCACUGCGCCUCCGGGUUCAGCACGUGGGAGGUGAGGCUUGGACUCACCAGUCUCAGCAUUAUUGAGCCUAGCCGCGUGACCAUCUACACCACGUCUGCGACGGUGCACCCUGAAUACGACGUCGCCGUCCUCUUCCUGGGUACCAACGUCCCGCUAAACAAUUACAUCGGACUGGUGAACCUGCCUUCUCGCUCACAGGCGAGCAACAGCUUCGAAGGCCAGACCGCUACGGUCAGCGGCUGGGGCCUCAAUACCGACAACGGUGUCAUCCCAGACACGCUGCAGUACACGACACUGAACGUCAUGUCCAACACGCAGUGCAGCCAGUACUUCGGCGGUCCCAUCUACGACUUCACACUCUGCGCCAUCGGAUCCAGCGGACAGAGCACCUGCGGCGGCGACAGCGGCGGCGCGCUGGUGGUCGGCUCACAGGGAAGCUACACACAGAUCGGGAUCGUCAGCUGGGGUUCGGGCAAUGGCUGUGCGAGCGGAGACCCGGCCGGCUUCACCAGGGUCACCUACUUCCUCGACUGGAUCUCAAGUACCGCUGGCAUUACCAUUCCGUAA
Schistocerca serialis cubense is the source of this 981-nucleotide messenger RNA. Its product is annotated as brachyurin-like. The record is from RefSeq and is a predicted model, not a curated record. The transcript is spliced from 7 exons. Gene Ontology annotation, biological process: proteolysis. Bases 1 to 981 code for a protein of 326 amino acids. NCBI's taxonomy places the organism in Eukaryota, Metazoa, Arthropoda, Insecta, Orthoptera, Acrididae. Gene Ontology annotation, molecular function: serine-type endopeptidase activity.